UGGCUUCCGCUGACCAUGGCGGGCGAGCUUGAGGGCAGCAAGGCGCUGAGUGGGCUACUGAGCGGACUGGCGCAGGACGCUUUCCAUGGGCACCCAGGCAUCACAGAGGAGCUGCUGCGGAGCCAGCUCUAUCCCGAGGUGCCACCCGAGGAGUUCCGCCCCUUCUUGGCGAAGAUGAGGGGGAUUCUUAAGUCAAUUGCAUCUGCAGACAUGGAUUUCAACCAGCUGGAGGCAUUCUUGACUGCUCAGACCAAAAAGCAAGGUGGGAUCACAUCUGACCAAGCUACUGUCAUUUCCAAAUUCUGGAAGAGCCACAAGACGCAAAUCCGAGAGAGCCUCAUGAACCAGAGCCGUUGGGACAAUGGACUUCGGGCCCUGACCUGGAGAGUGGAUGGCAAGUCUCAAUCAAGGCACUCAGCUCAAAUACACACCCCUGUUGCCAUAAUUGAGCUGGAAUUUGGGAAAAAUGGACAGGAAUCUGAAUUUCUUUGUUUGGAAUUUGAUGAGGUCAAGGUCAACCAAAUCCUGAAGAAGCUCUCAGAGGUAGAAGAAAGUAUCAGCACACUGACGCAACCUGCCUAACUGAAGAUGAUUUAGAAAGGAGUUGAUGGUGUUGAAGUAAAAGUGUUCAUGAUCCCUCUCCAUUGGCCUUUUUAAAAUCUUGUUCCACCAGUGGAAUUAAAUCCUCAAAUUGAAA
Messenger RNA from Castor canadensis (American beaver), 697 nucleotides. It is a transcript of the gene Commd1, whose product is annotated as copper metabolism domain containing 1. Gene Ontology annotation, cellular component: endosome. Gene Ontology annotation, biological process: copper ion homeostasis; negative regulation of protein localization to cell surface; regulation of proteasomal ubiquitin-dependent protein catabolic process. NCBI's taxonomy places the organism in Eukaryota, Metazoa, Chordata, Mammalia, Rodentia, Castoridae. The record is from RefSeq and is a predicted model, not a curated record.